Molecule: messenger RNA, 2467 nt
Organism: Triticum urartu
Lineage: Eukaryota; Viridiplantae; Streptophyta; Magnoliopsida; Poales; Poaceae
Product: double-stranded RNA-binding protein 8-like
Biological process (GO): RNA processing; regulation of gene expression
Cellular component (GO): nucleus
Molecular function (GO): double-stranded RNA binding; ribonuclease III activity
Source: RefSeq, a predicted model, not a curated record
UGUGUGAAGAUUACCCCUUUUGCGACAAACCUACCAUGCGGCUAUGCCUCUAAGUCGUGCCCCGACACGUGGGAGAUAUAGCCGCAUUGUGGGUGUUUCAAUCAGGUUUCAAGCUUAUACGGCCAUAUGGAAGUGUUGGGCUCCGUUGGUGUGCAAGCUUUUCAUGUGGCUGGCGGUGCAAUACAGGCUCUGGGCGGCGGACAGACGGUUUCGGCAUGGUUUACAGGACCAAAGAUCACCAUGUUAUCUUUGCGAGCAAGAGGAAGAAACUGUGGAUCAUAUCACUAUGCAGUGUGUGUUUGUGAGGCAGGUGUGGUACAUGUGCUUCUGCAGAAUGAGAAUCAACCCGGACCUUUGCCCGACACAACAUUCCACAAUCAGCAACUGGUGGAGCACCACGAGGAAGCAUAUCCCGAAGAGGCAGAGGAAGGGUUUUGACUCGGUGGUCACUUCGAUCUGCUAGAACAUAUGGAAGCAACGCAAUGGAAGGGUCUUUGGGAGGACUGACCUAAGGAAUGUCGGUGGAACCGUGGACCUGAUUUGGCAAGAGUUAGAAUUGUGGUCCAGAGCAGGAGCCACCGGAGUAUCUACAUGGUGUGGGUAGUAGGGUAACGUUUCGAUAUACGGAGGGUAUGGUGGAAGCAUCAUUUGAUGCCAUCUACCUACCAUGUAAUCUCUUUUGUGUAUAACUUUUUCUUCUUCUAUAAAGUUACGGUACGCUUUUGGCAUACCUUUGAAAAAACAGAUUAAUAAAGUUCAAGCUGUUUUUUUAAAAAAAAAGUACUAAGAAGCCACAGCGCACGUCUUGUUGCUAGAGAAGAAACGCCACACAAAACCCCCAGUACCCAGGGCAGCGGCCCGGUCGGUACGAACGCGGAACGCCGGCGGCGGCAUGGCGGCGGCGGCGCCUGCGCCCAACGCCAGCGGAAUCAGGCCUGUGAAAUGCGACGCCUUCAAGAGCUGGCUGCAGGAGUACGCGCAGAAACUCGGCGUCGCGGCUCCGGAGUAUCACACCCUCAAGGAGGGGCCCUGCCACGAGCCCAUCUUCAAGUCCGCUGUCUUGAUCGACGGCGCCAAGUUCGACUCGCUGCCCGGAUUUUUCACCCGGAAGGCCGCAGAGCAGUCGGCUGCUGAAGUCGCCCUCAUGGAAAUUGUCGAGUCCAUCCCAACCAUUGGGAGAAUCCCAGCAGCUCUAGAAACUGGCCUCUGCAAGAAUCUUCUUCAGGAGUAUGCUCAGAAGAUGAAUUACAUUCCAUCUUAUAGCUUGACCAGACAAGCUUCAGGGAUAGCUCCUUUUACAUGCACCGUAGAGAUUGGUGGUAUACAAUACAUUGGUCCUGCAGCCAGGUCAAAGAAAGAGGCAGAGAUAAAAGGAGCCCGAACUGCUCUUCUUGCAACACAAGGUCAACUAGAGGGUCGCGGAAGUGGUGCCACAAAGCAUAUUGUAGUUCCUGGCAAAAGGCAAGUUAAGGAGACCGCGAAAAAGCCAAUUGAAAUCCCAAAACCACUUGAGGUGAAGAAAGGCGGUUUCAAGAAGAAAUGGAACAAGAGGAAGUUCAUGAAAAGGAAUCGCCAAGCAGUUGAUGUGGAAAAGAAUGAAGGAAAAAUGGCUGGAGAUGUCAUUAACCCAGUGUCCGGAUGCAUCCAACAAUCAACACAGGAGCCAUCCAGCGACACCGUAAUGCUGAAAGAUGAUGAGGAACCUAGUAAGGAAGCUAGAAGAGUAGUACAGGAGCCAGGCAGCGACGCUGUAAUGCUGCAACCUAGUAAGGAAGCUAGAAGAGCAGAACAGGAGUCAGGCAUUGCAGUGCUGAAACCUGAUGAGUUAGAUAGAAGAGUAGAACAUGUGCAAGGCAGUGACAUUGUGAUGCUGCCACCUGAUCACGAAACUAGAAGAGUAAAACAUGUGCCGGGCAGUGACACUGCAAUGCUGCAACGUACUAACAAAGCUAGAAGCGUAGAACAGGAGCCGCCCAGAGAUUCUGGAAUGGCGCGAUCUAAUAAGGAAGCUGGAUGCAUAAACCAGGAGCUACUCGGUGAGACUGCAACGCCUCACAAUGUCAGGAAAGCUAGAACCAUGAAGCAUGAUUCACAGCACCAGUGCAGCCUAAUGUAGAUGCUGCAGACCUGAAGGUGGACCCACCGAGUAAUGGUGCAAACAAACCAGGACCUUGAGACAUGAUCAUUUUGUGGAUAUGGCAGGAAUGGGUUGAGAUCAUAUUCAUCCAACUCUUCGACCACAGAACGAAUGGUAGUGUGGUAGGGGUAGCCUUGGAAUGUUUAUUAAUGUGUUGAUCUUGAAAGAAGUGGAACCUGAAUAUGCAUAGGUGGCUGUGCAGCUAGUGUGGAGCGAUGCAAUUUGCAAAUAUGUGUAGUGAGGAUUGUUAGUCCUGCCAGCUAGUUUUUUCUUUUUUUCUUUUUGGCCUAGAAUUUUUAAGAGAUUACUAAGAAAAGAAACUGAGGUUUG